Molecule: messenger RNA, 798 nt
Organism: Ascochyta rabiei
Lineage: Eukaryota; Fungi; Ascomycota; Dothideomycetes; Pleosporales; Didymellaceae
Exons: 1
Coding region: 1-798 (265 amino acids)
Cellular component (GO): cytoskeleton
Molecular function (GO): actin filament binding
Source: RefSeq, a predicted model, not a curated record
AUGGGACUGACUACCUCAGGCACCCGCCUUAAAAUUCGGAAAUACCCGACUUUCUCUUCCCUAGAAGAAGAGCGUGUAUAUCGAAAGCAGCAUCUUGCCGCAGCAUACCGUAUCUUCGCAAAGCGUGGAUUCGACGAGGGUGUCGCCGGUCACAUUUCAGUUCGCGAUCCUAUAUUGGAAGACCACUUCUGGCUGAAUCCAUUGUCAACACAUUUCUCUCAGAUCAAAGUUUCGGACUUGAUCUUAGUCAACGAACAAGGACAAGUGGUAGAGGGCGAUCAGCCUAUCAACGCUGCUGCGUUUGCUAUUCACAGCGCAGUGCACAGACGUCGACCAGAUGUGCAUGCAGCCUGUCAUGCACAUAGCGUGUACGGCAAGGCCUGGAGUGCGUUUGGACGAGAACUGGAUAUGUACACUCAAGACAGCUUGAGAUUCUAUAGGUCUCACGGUGUUUACGAACAGUUUGGGGGCGUGGUCUUGGAAGGGGACGAAGGUGACAGGAUCGCAGACGCUCUAGCAGAUGGCAAAGCAGCGAUUCUGCAGAACCAUGGCAUAUUGACUGUAGGCCAGAGCGUUGAUGAGGCGGCGUUCUGGUUCAUGAGUCUGGACAAAACAUGCCAGGCGCAAUUGCUCAUCGAUGCUGCAGCCGCUGGUAGCGGGCAUAAGCCAAAAGCCAUUCCUGACGAGGAGGCGGCACAGAGCUACAAGCAGGUGGGCACACCCGAAAAGGGGUGGCUUGCUUUCCAAGGAUACUACGACGAGAUACUUGCAAGCACUGGCGGUGACUUCCUGGAAUGA